AUGGAUGAAAAGGUGGCGAUAGUCGGCAUCGGCUGCCGCUACCCCGGCGGAGUCCACACACCGGCGGACUUCUGGGCCAUGUUAGCGGAGGGAAGGGACUGCACCAUCCCGCCUCCAGACGACAGGUUCGACACUUCGUACUUCUGGCAUCCCAACAGAACACCUGGCAAACUUUACAAUCGAUGUGGUGGCUACCUACAGUGCAACGUGUUCGAAUUCGACCGUCAGUUCUUCAAAAUUCCGCCCGAUGAAGCUAACCACCUGGACCCUCAAAUCCAGCUCCUGCUGGAGGUGACCUGGGAGGCCCUAGAGAAUGCCGGGAUACCUUCCAGAUCCAUCCGCGGCUCAAACACCGGGGUUUACGUAGGUGUGACGUCAAGCGAGUACCUCAUGAUGACCGUUAGCCCAUAUUCAAACGUCAGCCAAUACACAAACUCUGGCACAAACUCAUGCAUGGUGGCCAACCGCAUCUCCUACGAGUUUGACCUCCAUGGUCCGAGCUUUUCUGUAGACACGGCCUGCUCCUCCUCCUUGUACUCCAUCCAUCUUGCCAGUGAAGCCAUCAGAAAAGGAGACUGUAGCAUGGCCAUAGCAGGUGGUGUCAACUUGAUGCUGUUGCCGGGAACCACAAUUGGCUUCUGCCAAGCAGGGAUGCUGUCACCAGAUGGAAAGUGUAAAAGCUUUGACGCCUCUGCAGACGGGUACUGUCGAAGUGAGGGAGCCGGUGUCGUUGUACUCAAGCCACUCUCUAGAGCACUGGCAGAUGGUGACAGGAUCUAUGCUGUCAUCAGAGGAGGCAGCUUAACCAACGAUGGGAGAACACCAGGCAUCGCGAACCCCAGCUACGACGCCCAACUGGACCUUGUUGAGAAAGCGUGUGCAGCAGCCAAAGUACAUCCUCACAGCAUCCAGUAUGUGGAGGCACAUGGAACUGGUACCAAGGUUGGUGACAGAACAGAGGCAAAUGCGCUGGGCCAGAUCCUUGGAAGAGGACGAAGUAAAGAAGAUCCACCUCUCUACAUUGGCUCGGUGAAGUCCAACUUCGGGCACACAGAAGGCGCUGCAGGUGUGGCUGGAAUCAUCAAGCUGGCGCUCAUGAUCAGUAAGGGCCAAAUUCCUAGGGUGGUGCACUUUUCGUCGCCAAAUCCAGACAUACACUUUGAUGCGCUAAAUAUUCAGGUGCCCAGCACUUUGUUACAGUGGGAGGAGAAGGAAAACAGGCUCGCAGGCUGCAGCUCCUUUGGCUUUGGCGGAGCUAACGCUCAUCUCAUUUUGGAGAGGUCCCCAUUACCAGAUCGUCAUCCAGCUGUACACAACAGUGACAAAGUCAACGACAAUCACUUCACAGCAGGAACAGGACAUGAGACAAAAACUAUCAUGUUGCUGUCCGGGAACACCAAGGCUGCUCUGAAAGAACAAAUAGAACACUGGAUCUCUUUCAUAACUGACACCCCAACUCUCAAUGAAGACCGCUUCCAACAGAGCCUGUACACUGCUGCAAACCGCUACCAACACCAUGCAGAAAGGCUGGCAAUAGUUGUCACCGGGCCCGAUGACGCCGUUCAAAAGCUCAACCUCAUGGCAAGAGAAGAGAAGCUGAAUGUAGCCGUGGAGGGAAAGGUCCCCGAGGGUGCUGAGCGCGGCAGGAUGGCCUUUGUCUUCUCCGGGAUGGGGACUCAGUGGUGGGGAAUGGGCAGGAAACUUGCCCUGGAGGAUCCAGUGUUCAGUGACGUGAUACAGCGGUUUGAAGAUGUGCUGAAGACACUAGGAGCUGACUGGUCCAUAGCCGACAUGUGA
Branchiostoma floridae (Florida lancelet) is the source of this 1797-nucleotide messenger RNA. Its product is annotated as putative inactive phenolphthiocerol synthesis polyketide synthase type I Pks15. The record is from RefSeq and is a predicted model, not a curated record. The transcript is spliced from 3 exons. The coding region runs from base 1 to 1797 and encodes 598 amino acids. Gene Ontology annotation, molecular function: fatty acid synthase activity; 3-oxoacyl-[acyl-carrier-protein] synthase activity. NCBI's taxonomy places the organism in Eukaryota, Metazoa, Chordata, Leptocardii, Amphioxiformes, Branchiostomatidae. Gene Ontology annotation, biological process: fatty acid biosynthetic process.